Molecule: messenger RNA, 1005 nt
Organism: Debaryomyces hansenii CBS767
Lineage: Eukaryota; Fungi; Ascomycota; Pichiomycetes; Serinales; Debaryomycetaceae
Gene: BET2
Product: Rab geranylgeranyltransferase
Exons: 1
Coding region: 1-1005 (334 amino acids)
Biological process (GO): protein geranylgeranylation
Cellular component (GO): Rab-protein geranylgeranyltransferase complex
Molecular function (GO): Rab geranylgeranyltransferase activity
Source: RefSeq, a predicted model, not a curated record
AUGACAAGCGUAGAAACUAAGGAAUUAAAGUUUGUCAAAGAAAAACAUGUCAAGUAUAUACAAGAUUUAGAUUCAGAGUCAACAAAACAGACAUUUGAAUAUUGGUUACUGGAACAUUUACGAAUGAAUGGUCUCUAUUGGGGCGUCACUGCUUUAGGAAUUAUGAAUCUGUUAGAUGCAUUAUCAAGGGAUGGGGUAGUACAGUUUGUAUUAAGUUGUUGGGAUGCUAAACAGGGUGGAUUUGGAGCAUAUCCUAAACAUGAUGCACAUAUUUUAUCGACAUUAUCAGCAAUCCAAAUUUUGGCGGUUUACGAUAGCUUGGAGAUUUUAAAUGAGCAAAAAAGAGGUCAGUUGAUCGAGUUUAUAAGAGGAUUGCAAUUGGACAAUGGGUGUUUUCAAGGUGAUUCAUUUGGGGAAACAGAUACUCGAUUCGUGUACACUGCUAUACAAGCGUUGGCUAUUCUCGGGGAGUUAACCCAGGAGGUCAUUGAUCCUGCAGUCAACUUUAUAAUGAAAUGUGAAAACUUUGAUGGGGCAUUUGGGAUGUUGCCUGGAGCAGAAAGUCAUGCUGCCCAAGUAUUUACUUGCUUGGGCACUUUGGCCAUAACUAACAGUCUACACUUGGUCAACGAUGUAAAACUAGGUAAUUGGCUCAGCGAAAGGCAAGUGCUUCCUAGCGGAGGCUUUAAUGGAAGACCAGAAAAAUUGCCGGAUGUAUGUUAUAGUUGGUGGGUAUUAUCGUCAUUAUCUAUUCUCGGCAAAAAGCACUGGAUAGAUGCUGACAAACUAGAACACUACAUUUUAGCAUGUCAGGACCUUGAAAAGGGUGGCAUAAGCGAUAGAGAAGACAACCAAACUGAUGUCUUUCAUACAUGUUUUGGAAUCACCGGUCUUAGUUUAAUCGAGAGUAAAACAUUCCCCUUCAGCAAAAUUGACCCCAUCUAUUGCUUGCCAACAACUGUAAGUGAAAAACUCAAAAAAUGGCCGGCUGACUAUCAAACAUAG